UAAAAUUAUUUGUAUGUAACAAAUGCAUGUAUAUAAAAAAUAUGCUACAUGCAAUUUAGUAAUUAAAAAUAGUAAAUUAUACCAAUCAUAUGAUAUAACAUUAUUAUAUUACAUUAUAAUGUUUACUUGAAAUUUUCAAUACUUAUUGUGUUCUAAGUAAAAAAAUUGAAGUAGUUUAUUGACAAUUUAAUACAAGACAAAAUUUUGGAAAAGGUUGAUAGUACAAAUCUGGUUGAGCAUGUGAACAUGUGCAUCUUUCUAAAUAUGACGAUGACGUCAGUGAAUGACGUCAGCACCAUUACACGCUUCUUUAAACUAACACAUAAACCUAUCUACAUUAUACAUGUGAAUAUCGUUAUAUAUCAAAUCUAGAUUUUAUGUCAUUUGAUGUUUCAAAUGUUUAUACAUAUAUCAACAUCAGUUAAAGAAAUUAUUCAACUAAAAUUAGAGGAAAGAACAUAACUGAAACAUACAUAAAAGCUGUGAUUAGUCUUAAAGGAUUUCAUUAUUUCAAUAUCUAUAUCUUAAACAAAUAAAUGUAGCUGAUUUGUGAAAUCAUGUAUACUUGAAAUGCGAUAUCAUUUUUUACGACGCCUGAGUAAUUUCAACAUUCUUUCAUUAGAAUACUGAUAAAAGAUUGUUUUCAUGACUAAAUACAUAGACUGUGCUAUAAAAUCAUAUAAUAAUUGUAAAUUAUUAUGUUACAUAUAGAAUAAAAAUAAUUAACUAAAUUUUGAUAAUUUUUCUGAUUAUUCAUAGAUCAAAAAACAACCAACAACAUGUUUCAUUAUUAUUACAGUUAAUAAUAAUGUUUCAACAUUAUUGCAGUAAGACUAACUGUGAAAUUACUAUGCCCAUUUAGAUAUACAUAUGAAGAUUAUAAGUGAAAAACAUGAUAAGUCACAUUUCCUACCUUUUAUAAAAGAGCAGUUUUAAAAUUCGAUGUGUUGUCAAUCAAUUAGACACUAAAAUUUUCUUUAAAAAUAUUCUUAAACAUUCCAAAAAUAUUAAUAACAAUAUGCAGAUUAAUAUUAAUUAAUUUAAACUAACAUCCUAGUUUUAUCACUAAUUUUUGAAAGGCUUGCAUCUUCGAACCUAUCAGAUUAUUCCUUUUUCUAACUAUUUUAUAUUAAAAUACUAUUUUUUAAUUUAAAAAUAAACAAGUAACAUAAAGAUUAGAAAAUUAACGUGUCAUAUUUUUUCUCUGUAGUCUUCAUAACGAAUCGUAGUUGCAAUAAAAGAUAAUAUUUAAGAAAACGAAGUUAGUAUUGAAUACUAAGCAAGAUACAGUUUAUAAAAUAUAAAAUAUACAUACAUAUAAUAUAUAUCUAAAUUAUAUAACAUUAAUAUAAAUUUAAUGUAACGCUUUUUAUAUAAAAAAAUGUGUGCAUUUAAUAAAUUAAUACUUUUAUUAACUAUAAUAAAUGUUUCAAUAAAAUCAAAAACCAACACUAUUAUAAACAAAUAUAUAUUUCUGAAACACCUUUUUGCCCGAUUAUUAAUAAAUAUGCCACUGUAUAUGAAUCGCAGUUUGAUAACUGGUAAGUCGAAAGUAAUAUUUAAGGAAACGUAGCUAGUAUUUGAUGUGAAGCACAUAUGUAGGAGAGCAUCGUCCAUCACCCAUCACUAUCCGAUGCACGAUCAGUUUUUUGAGGGGGUGGAGGGAAAGCACGUCGGCCAUUUUGAUGGUGACGCGCAGCGCGGAGGUCGUGGGCUCCACCAGUGACGAAGCCACUGGAGUUUUGACGUGGCUGCUACGUACCUGCCCGUUUGCCCACUCCGAUUGCAGCAAAGUUGGUGACGAGAAAUACGUAACUGGGUUUGAGGUCCCCAGGCUAUGGAAAGUAUGGUUGAGGAAAAUGGAUCAGCUGUUGACCCAUUGUCUACGGGUUCUCAAAGCGGUGAUGCAGCACCAGCAAUAGCCACUUCGGUACAAUCUCUCAAUAGAACACAGCAGCAAACUCAUCAUCUGGUAGCUUCUACCAGCAUUGUGCAACUGACACUACCUACGUCAGGGGCAACACAGGUACAGUCUGUUAUACAACCUAAUCAACAAUCAGUAAUUCAAACUGCAACGAACAUUCAACCUGUUGCUAUUUCAAAAGGAAAUGUCAUACUUGUGAGCAAACCCAACUCUGUCAUACAAACAGCCCAAGCAAGUUUACAAACACUUCAGGUGGUUGAAACUGGUAGUGAUGAUAGUUUCUCAGAUUCAGAAGAAUCUCCAGAACAAAGGGGAGGAAUUCUUACCCGACGACCUUCUUACAAAAAAAUUCUCAAUGACUUAGGUGGUGGUGAAAUUACAGACGGUCGAUUGCCCCCUCUAGAAUCAUCUUCUGAGUGUGAUUCUAACGUGGACAGUGAAGUGUCGUCCCAUUCGCUUCAUUAUCAGACAGUAAUUCCUGCUGGAACCAUACAAAUUGCAACUCAAGGGGAAGGUGUGCCUGGACUUCAUACAUUAACUAUGAGUAAUGCAGCAACUGCAGGUGGAGCUAUAGUACAGUAUGCACAAGGCCAAGAUACACAAUUUUUUGUCCCAGUCUCUGACAAUGUUCCAGCUUACACAGGACAUGGUGUUGUAGUAGAAGAUGCAGCUAGAAAAAGAGAAUUAAGGUUGCUUAAAAAUAGACAAGCAGCCCGCGAGUGUAGAAGGAAAAAGAAAGAAUAUAUAAAGUGUCUAGAAAACCGUGUUGCGAUAUUGGAAAAUAGAAAUCAGACGUUAAUAGAAGAACUCAAAUCGUUAAAACAGCUAUGCGAACCGAAAACUGACUGAGGUUGGUGUUUAAUGUUGAAACAUUGUAUGAAAACUAUUAACCUGCUAAAAAAUUUGUACAUGUCUUCUUUAUGUACAUUAUCCUAAACGUUGUUAGGUAAGCGAUGGUGAUGUACAUGCAUUCUUAUAAAUAAGUGUUUCUGUAACAUACUGUAUUUAAAAUGCGAAUAUGAAGGCUUGUGAAACUUGCUGUUACUAAAGCGAGAAGCCAAAGGUAUAUGAAAUGCAGAGGCAGCAAACUUAUAGGCAAUAUUCUGGAAGUCAAUCUAUAUUUUGGAUAAACUUAACAAUCAUAUAAAUUUAGGUUAUUAACGUUUACAUUUUCAAAAAAUGUGUUAAUAACCAAACGAUAAUAUUAACGUUUGGAAUAUAUUCAUUUAGAUUACAGUGACUAUGUGAUGUUGAACGGAACUGUUUUACUCACACAUAAAUAUUGUAUCCAUGUAGUUUCAUUCUAUUCGAAAAAAAAUUUACAUUAGUAAAAAAGUGAAAAGAAUUAUAAAAAACAAGAACCCGAGAGUAUAUUUAGUAGUCAAUUUAUAAUAAAUAAUUGGUCGCUAAAAAAUACACAUACUUGAGGAAAACGCCUUAUACACAAUAUUUGCUAGUGUAACUUAGAAAUUAGAUACAGCUACGAAUUAAAAUCACAUAGUUUCUGCAUUAAAAAAAAAGAGCAUAGUUGUUAGACAAUAGUAUCUGUAUAAUUUUUUUCCAAUUUCUCUAUUCUUUUAUACUUGAAAGAGACAAGUCCAUUAAAAAAGUGCAUCUAUUAGAGGUGUUUGAAUGAAAAGAUAAUGGGAUGGUUGUAAAUAGAUAAAUAGACCGAAAUUCUACUACUUUGAUUAUUGCUGCUGCAAUAUGUACGUGUAUAAAGUGUCGUCUCAAUAUAAUUUUUUACUUUAAAUACAAACUUCAGAACUGUAUUAUGAAGAAAAAUAUAAUUUAUACAAUGUAGAGAAAUGUGCUAUAAAAAAGCAUUAGGCGAAAUGCUCUCGUCUUAUUUUACUUUCUAUUUUAAGAUGCCUCAAGUGCAAGAAGGUGAAGAACAGAAUUUGUAAAAUAUAAAUAUAAAUGUAAUAUAUAUCUGGAGUGCCUUGAAGAUUUCUGUAUAGGGUGAUUUAUAAAUUCAUGUCAAUACUUCAGGUGAUGAAUCUACGCUAAUAUAUUUUAAUGUAUAGAUUCACUCCCUGAAGUAUUGACAUGUUUUUAUGAAUCACCCUGUAUAUAUAUAUAGUAUAUAAAUAAACACGCGCAACUGCGCUCACAUACAUACAUACGUAUGUAUAAAAUUAUGUUUUAGGCAAAUAUGGGUACAUAACAAUAUUUUUGAAUUAUAUAUUAUGUUAUAGCUUUACGUCCUGCGUAAAAAUACGUACGUUGCGUUAAAAUUGAAAUUUCUAUUCCGAUACAUUUUCAUAUUUUUUAAAAUUAAAUGAAACCUUUAAAUCGCUAGUAUAAGCCAUAAACUAAAUUACAUGUCGAUACGAUUGCAUCUAUUUAAUGUCCCAAUAGAAAAUAUGAAAAUUUGUUACAAUCAGAUAAUUUGCAUAUUAUGUUUUAUAAUAUUAUUAAAAAGAAAUUAUUUUUUAAUGUCUGACACAUACUUAUUAUCAUGCUAGGAAUUAUUUAUCCAAUGCAUUUUUCCCAUAAAAUCAAUGUUCUGUAAUCUAAGUAUAAAAACUAUUUGAUGUAUAAUUUUGAUUGUUAUAUAUUUAUAAGAAAAAUACAAUUUCAAAUAUGAAAGAUCCAGUUUGAUCAUUUAAUGAUAUAAUAUAAACUGUUCAACACAUUUAAAAAUGAUAUUGCUGAUAAUUUGAAAUUAUUUUAUUGGUUAAUUUUGUUCCUUUUUGAUUUUUUAUAGGAUAUCAAAAUAUUGUUAUAUUAAUUUCGAACUAUUUGCAUACAUAUCAUUUUUUUAAUAUUAAUAAUAUGUAUUUUUUAAAUACAAUCCAGAUAAAAUUUACAGUUACUGAUCAGACUGGAAAAAUUUUUUGUAUAGGUAUGAUGCGUAAUUUGUCAAGUUUAUUUGUUAUCAAAACUAUUCACUCUGAUAAUAGAAAACAAAUACAGUUAUAAUCUUCGUACAUGCUUAAUAUAUCAUUUGUAAUUGAAUAAUUUUAUUGCAAAAUAGAUCGUUGCCGAAUUAUUCUCUGUAAAUUGAAAGUACAAUGUACUUAUAGUGACUUGUUAUAAAAUAAAAACGAUUCACUAUAAGUUUCUUUUCUCCUACAAAUUUAAAUCUGGUUUAAUUUAGGCAAAGUAAUACUGUACACAUUUUCAUCUGUGUUUUAAUGUUAAUUCUAUGUAUAAUAUAUGUAUAUCUUGAUUGCUGCACCGAUGAUAUGAAAUAUUGUAUAUAGAUAAUAUAUGUAUUUUUGCAUAUCA
Messenger RNA from Bombus huntii, 5158 nucleotides. RefSeq names its product cyclic AMP-responsive element-binding protein 1 (gene CrebB). Lineage: Eukaryota; Metazoa; Arthropoda; Insecta; Hymenoptera; Apidae. Gene Ontology annotation, molecular function: RNA polymerase II cis-regulatory region sequence-specific DNA binding; DNA-binding transcription factor activity, RNA polymerase II-specific; protein binding. Gene Ontology annotation, biological process: regulation of transcription by RNA polymerase II. Gene Ontology annotation, cellular component: transcription regulator complex; nucleus. The transcript is spliced from 8 exons. The record is from RefSeq and is a predicted model, not a curated record. Bases 1838 to 2773 code for a protein of 311 amino acids.